This is a messenger RNA of Cornus florida, 2298 nucleotides long. Its product is annotated as MACPF domain-containing protein NSL1. The record is from RefSeq and is a predicted model, not a curated record. Bases 185 to 2023 code for a protein of 612 amino acids. Gene Ontology annotation, cellular component: plasma membrane. Gene Ontology annotation, biological process: plant-type hypersensitive response; regulation of salicylic acid mediated signaling pathway. Lineage: Eukaryota; Viridiplantae; Streptophyta; Magnoliopsida; Cornales; Cornaceae. The transcript is spliced from 7 exons.
AGAUGUAUAUGAUAAUAAUUUUGAUAUCAGUUUGUAUAUAUAAAAAUGUGGAGCCACACUGCAGUUUCUAAUUUCAACGGUCAACCACUUUCUUCAACCUUCAACUAAACCCUAACGGCACUCAAACUCUCAUCAACAUAUAAAGCCAAACAAUAACUAAUCCGUUGAAUGACCAGACAAAUCAAUGGCGUUUAAUGCCAAUCGACUCGACCCCCAAUCGGCGGCAGAGAAGGCCGUCUCGGUGAUCGGUUUUGGCUACGAUCUCUCCUCCGAUAUUCGAAUAUCGGCCUGUAGACCUGGUCCUUCCGGUUCGAGACUGAUCGAGCUCGAUCGGAGUCUGACCAGAGACCUCGUCGUCCCUGGUGGAGUCGUCGUCCCCAACGUAUCGACGGUGAUCAAGUGCGAUAAAGGAGAGCGGACUAGAUUUCGGUCUGAUGUUCUUUCUUUUAACCAGAUGUCAGAGCAAUUGAAUCAGGAACUCUCCUUAUCUGGUAAAAUACCCUCUGGCUUAUUCAACGCAAUGUUCAGCUUCAGGGGCUGCUGGCAAAAGGAUGCACUUGCCACAAAAAGUCUUGCUUUUGAUGGUUGGAUCAUUACUCUUUACAAUAUUGAGUUAGCAAGAUCCCAGAUAACGUUGUCGGAGAAUGUGAAAAAAGAAGUGCCUUCUACAUGGGAUCCUGCUGCCCUUACUGAGUUUAUUGAAAAAUAUGGAACUCAUGUUGUUGUUGGGGUAAAGAUGGGAGGUAAAGAUGUAAUUUACAUUAAGCAGCUACAAAAUUCAAAUCUUCAGCCAACUGAAGUGCAGAAAUUGUUAAAGCAACAAGCUGAUGAAAAAUUUUCUGAAGAUCUCAACGAAAGCUUCGCACCAAAUUCUGACAAAUCAUCAGGAAAGUUGAAGGAUCAACGCUCUGUAGUCUGGGAUCUCCAUGUACCAUUUACAAGUUUAAUGAGACCGUCCAUCGUUUCUCUUUCAAAAAAUGAUGAUAUAUUAAGCAUUCAUAUUCGACGGGGAGGCGUUGAUCAUGCCCAAAGUCAUAAUCAGUGGCUUUCAACCAUCUCACAGUCACCUAAUGUCAUAUCAAUGUCCUUCGUUCCUAUAGCUUCACUUUUGAGUGGUGUCCGCGGUAGUGGGUUUCUGAGCCAUGCAAUUAAUCUGUACCUUCGGUAUAAACCGCCAAUAGAGGAACUCCAUCAAUUUCUAGAAUUUCAAUUACCUCGACAGUGGGCUCCAGUGUAUGGUGAUUUUCCACUUGGUCAUCGGCGCAAGAAACAAGUGUCUCCAUCACUUCAGUUCACUUUUAUGGGCCCAAAGCUUUAUGUUAACACUACAAAGGUUGACUCCAAAAACCGGCCAGUGACUGGCAUCCGCUUAUACUUGGAAGGUAGGAAGAAUGACCACCUGGCUAUACAUCUACAGCACCUGUCGGCUCUUCCACAGAGCCUCCAACUAUCUGACGAUCCUAGUUAUGAGCCAAUUGACGAGCCGGUUGAACGAGGCUACUUUGAACCUGUCAAAUGGAGCAUAUUCUCACACGUCUGCACUGCUCCUGUACAGUACAAUGGAGCACGGAUUGAUGACUCUGCUUCUAUCGUGACAAAGGCCUGGUUUGAGGUCAGGGCUAUGGGUAUGAAGAAAGUGUUGUUCCUGAGGCUUGGAUUUUCGAUGGUGGCAUCUGCAAGCAUCCGUAGGUCAGAGUGGGAUGGACCAACUCACUCAUCUCGGAAAUCAGGAUUAAUGUCAAUGUUGAUCAGCACAACUUUCAGUGUGGGAUUGACUCCAAUUGAGAAGCCAACAAAAGUGGAUCUGAAUUCAGCGGUUUAUCCAGGGGGGCCACCUUUACCAGCAAGAGCACCGAAAAUGUCAUACUUUGUGGAUACAAAGGAAAUGGUUAGGGGUCCGGAGGAUACACCGGGGUAUUGGGUGGUCACUGGUGCAAAGCUCUGUGUAGAGAGUGGCAGGAUCACCAUCAAAGUGAAGUUCUCAUUAUUGACUAUAAUGUUAGAGGACUCCUUGUUGAUGUGAGCAAUCCUAUAGUGAUCAAAUGCCUUCUAUAUUAUUCUUUUUUUGUUUCUUCUCUCUCUACCAGUCUCGGAACCUUGACUCAGGGCUUGGGAGUUAAGACCAAAGCCGCUAGGACAAAGGUAGACCAGUCCUAUAUUAUUCCGAUGUAUAUUUUAUUUUUUUGUGUACAUCGUCUUUGUUUCAGCUUCAAUGCAUGUGAGUUGCUGCAAUUUCAGCCCUGUUCAACAUUCUUCUUAUUUAUUUAUUAUUAUUAAAGAAUAGUCAUCUUUCUCAUA